Molecule: messenger RNA, 618 nt
Organism: Fusarium venenatum
Lineage: Eukaryota; Fungi; Ascomycota; Sordariomycetes; Hypocreales; Nectriaceae
Source: RefSeq, a predicted model, not a curated record
AUGCACAUCCUUCUCCUCAGCACAUCAGACCAAAACGGCUCUUCAGUUCUCCAAUAUGCUAUAUCCAGAAACUACACCGUCACAGCCCUUCUUCCAUAUGGUUCAUAUUCAUCAGACCACGCCAAUAUUACUCUUAUCACUGGCUCGUCUACAUCGCAGCGCGAUCUCGAAGCAGCACUGCAGACACCGACGUUCCCAGAAGCUGUCGUUGUAGCCUUCGACCAUACCAAUAUCUGGGAGUUGGUUGCUCGAGCGCUCCUAAAAGCUAUCACUGCUGUAAAUCUACGGAAGCGAACUGAACUGAAGUCUUCGUGUUCGAAAACAUCCUUACCUUUUCGCCUUGUGUUCACCCACAGCAAUGCAGCGCAAAUGGGGCGACAUGAUUACAACAGAGUUGAUGCCAUUGUGCGGGAGAGUGGUUUACCCUUCGUACUAGCUCAACGUCCUCGCAUCUCCAAGAUAUCUAGGAUAAUACGUGCUUCUCCAUGCGACGGACGUGGUGUUGCUUGGAUGGCUGCUAUCAAAAGAGACAGUAUGACAACCGACACAGUUCAAAACAAUGAACCAAACGAGGAUGUGCCUAGUUUGGUAGAAGCUACGAAUAUAGGGAAAUCGUGA